This is a messenger RNA of Clonostachys rhizophaga, 366 nucleotides long. NCBI's taxonomy places the organism in Eukaryota, Fungi, Ascomycota, Sordariomycetes, Hypocreales, Bionectriaceae. The record is from the annotation of a GenBank genome assembly.
AUGGCUGUUAUGGAAAAAGAAGAUGAGAAAGAUGUAGACAUUUUGGAUGUGCUUGUUCAGACAACACCUGGGGCUACAAUGAAGAUAGCUAGCCCUCAUCGGGAAAGCUAUAACCUAGCACUGCCAUUACUCCCAAAGUAUAACAAUGACCUUCUUGAACUCCAAAUUCCUACAGCAAAGCUCGCAGAUUUUCUGAAAUUGGUUGGAGAACUAGAGCCAGGGAGAGAGUCAAGCUUAGCUAAACUCACUGAAGAUCUAGAGGGAAGCGAGGGAAUUAGUUAUGAGGUGUUUAACACUAUGCUAUCAACUUAUUCUGAACUUCUCUUUGAUGCUCUUAUGAAGAUAUUUUGGUCACUCCAGAUGUAA